AUGGCAGGUGACCCCUUGAAACGUAACCAGAAUUUGUAUUGUGCAUAUCACCAGGAGCUGGGCCACAACACCGAUGACUGCAGAAAUCUGAAAAACCACUUGGACCGGCUUGUCCGAGAGGGGAAGUUGAGACAUCUAUUACAUCACCCUGUUGGAUGGCAGGAACAAUCGAACGUUGAAACCAGGCAAAGCACCUUAAGGCCACCCCUUGGCACAAUAAACGUCAUCCUCGCCGUACCGAGAAGGACCGGCUCCAAUCCUUUCAGAGUAAUGUCGGUGGGCAGGCUCCCGGCUGAAGUUGACGACCAGGAAUCCAAGAGGGCUAGAGGAAUGGCCACACCUUUAAUCGGAUUCUCGGAUGAGGACAAACCGGGAACCCUUCAACCCCACGACGAUGCCCUGGUCGUCACACUUAGAAUUGGAGGAUACGAUGUGAAUAGGGUGCUAGUUGACCAUGGCAGCACCAUGGAAGUAAUGUAUCCCGACUUGUAUAAGGGAUUGAAGCUGAAGUCAGAGGACCUGACGUCAUACGACUCCCCUUUGGUCAGUUUUGAAAGGAAAACUGUCACCCUGAAAGGCAUGAUUAGGCUGUCUAUACAAACAGACUCGGACAUGAUGGAGGUGGACUUCAUUGUGGUAGAUGCACAGUCCCCCUACACUGCUAUCGUGGCACGACCGUGGCUCCAUGCCCUGGGGGCUGUGUCAUCAACCAUACACCAAAUGGUGAAGUAUCCGUCAGAAGGUUGA
Quercus lobata is the source of this 747-nucleotide messenger RNA. RefSeq lists its product as uncharacterized. Bases 1 to 747 code for a protein of 248 amino acids. NCBI's taxonomy places the organism in Eukaryota, Viridiplantae, Streptophyta, Magnoliopsida, Fagales, Fagaceae. The record is from RefSeq and is a predicted model, not a curated record. The transcript has a single exon.